Penicillium diatomitis is the source of this 918-nucleotide messenger RNA. RefSeq names its product ATP phosphoribosyltransferase. Gene Ontology annotation, molecular function: ATP phosphoribosyltransferase activity; magnesium ion binding. Bases 1 to 918 code for a protein of 305 amino acids. Lineage: Eukaryota; Fungi; Ascomycota; Eurotiomycetes; Eurotiales; Aspergillaceae. Gene Ontology annotation, biological process: L-histidine biosynthetic process. Gene Ontology annotation, cellular component: cytoplasm. The record is from RefSeq and is a predicted model, not a curated record. The transcript has 4 exons.
AUGGAUCUUGUGAACCACUUGGAAGGAAGGCUGCUGUUUGCAGUGCCCAAGAAGGGCCGCCUCCAACAAGCCACUCUUGACCUUCUCGCUGGCUCCGACAUUCAAUUCCGUCGCGAGACCCGUCUUGACAUUGCCUUGGUCAAGAACCUGCCCAUCGCGCUCAUCUUCCUGCCCGCUGCCGAUAUCCCAACCUUUGUGGGUGAGGGUCGCGUGGAUCUCGGUAUCACCGGUCGCGACCAGGUCGCUGAGCACGAUGCCACUCUCCCUGCUGGGGAAACCUCUGGUGUCGAGGAGAUCCUCGAUCUCGGCUUCGGUGGCUGCAAGCUUCAGGUCCAAGUGCCAGAGAAGGGCGAUAUCACCGAAGCCAAGCAGUUGAUUGGCAAGAAUGUGGUGACCAGCUUCACUGCCCUGACGGAGGCGUUCUUUGCCAAGCUUGAGGGCGUCGAAUCUGGCUCCAAGUUGACCACGAAGAUCAAGUAUGUCGGCGGCAGCGUCGAGGCCGCAUGCGCCCUGGGUGUUGCGGACGGUAUCGUGGAUCUUGUCGAAUCCGGGGAGACCAUGAAGGCUGCUGGUCUCAAAGCCAUCGAUACUGUUGUCGAGAGCACAUCCGUUCUCGUCAAGUCUCGCGGCUCAAACAGUGACCUCGUCAAUUUGAUCACCUCACGUAUUCGGGGUGUGAUCACCGCCCAAAAAUUUGUGCUUUGCCAGUACAACAUCCCCCGCGCCAGGCUGUCCGUCGCUUGCAACAUCACACCUGGGAAGCGUGCGCCCACCGUCACUGCCCUCGAAGAAGAGGACUGGUUGGCAGUCAGCUCAAUGGUGGAAAAGAAGCGUGUCGCGACAGUCAUGGAUGAGUUGAUCAAGGUCGGUGCGACGGACAUUCUAGUCCUGAACAUUGCCAACUCGCGUACGGACUAA